CUAAUUCAUUUUAAAAUGUCGAAAAACUUCAUAAAAAGUAAAACUAAUGAAUUUCUUAGUAAUAAAUAUAAUAAAGAUGCACUUCAAGCUAUCAUUCAACAUUUCAAAGAGUCAAAGGACAAACAAUUACCAACAACUGCGUACAUUCUAAGCUUAGAAUUAAUAUGCAUCGACCUUUUGAAAACGUCAAUAAUGAAUAUUGCUGUUGUUCCAUUAGAGCCUCGAGAACUUACAGCUGACGAUAAUCACAAAAUUUGGAUUCGAGACCGUUAUGAAGAAGCUUUCGAAUUGAUUUUAGACUGUGUUGAAAGUGAAAAGCCAUCAGAAGCUCAAGAGGCAUUAAAUACAUGUUUUAAAAUUCUGAUGAAUGAAGGAUUGAAUCCUCUUGACGAUCAACUUAAUGAACAACCAUUUCCAAUUCUUAAGUUGAAUAAAAUCAUCAGCAAACUCUUACUAUCUGAGCAUUCUAUGAAGAACAUGAUCAUCAGAUUAUCAGACUAUUCAAUUUACGAAGACUUUUGCUUUUAUUUGUGGAAGCUCAUCAUGAAGAAUUUAAUUCCAGCGAACAAAAAUGAUUUGACUUCCAACUUCAUUCAAAACUUUAUUGAACUCUUAAAUAUUUUAAUUCCUACCCAACCAACAGUAAAUACACGAGAAGCUCAAGUUGAUGAUGACGAUGAUCGAAAGUUCAUGUGUAAAAAUAUGAAAUUGGAGAUCAACGUACUUCGGAAGAAUGUAAAUAAAGUGUGGAAUGUUAUUGUUCAAUGGCCUCACACCGAUGCAACACAACGACAACUUCUUGUGCUUCUUUUGGAGAAAGUUCUUAUUUAUCUCGACAAGCCAACAAUGCUCACAGAUUAUUUGAUGGAUUCACUGGAUGUCGGUGGUCAAAUCUCUUUAUUAGCACUUCAGGGAAUUUUCAUUCUUAUCCACAAGUACAACAUGGCUUAUCCAAAUAUUUACGAGAAGCUUUACAUGAUGUUUGAACCAGAGAUAUUCCACAUGAAAUUUAAACCACGCUUAUUUCAUCUCGCUGACAUCUUCCUUACUUCAAGUUAUCUACCUGAGACACUUGUAGCUGCCUUCAUCAAACGACUGGCUCGUUUAUCACUUAUCGCCCCUCCACAAGACAUUAUCAUCAUUUUAUACUUCAUUGGGAAUCUCAUCAUUCGUCAUCCGGGAUUGAAAAGAUUAAUCUGUGAUCAGAAUAGUGAUGGAACUCAGGAGAUUGCUGAAGAUCCAUUUAUUAUGGAUGAAGCUGAUCCUAACAAAGCGAACGCUUUAAAAAGUUCUCUUUGGGAGAUUCAAAUGCUAAGAAAUCAUGUCUUACCUAAUGUAGCUCAAGUGGCAAAGAAUAUUGUCACACAACCACUUCCUAAUCAAGAAUGGGAUCUUUCAAACUUCCUUGAAUUGAAGGAAGACGAUCUUUUUGAUCAAGAAAUAUCUAAGAAGGUGCGCGAAUAUGCGAUAACAUUUAAUCGACCUAUGGAGCUUAAAAAUCAGCAACAAACAGCCAUAUCAAGAUAUUGGAAGUUUUAACUGAAUUUUAAUGUUGAAGCGUGCUUCUUAAAAUUGAAUUAAAUUUUUGUCUUAUGAAUAUUAUUCCAUUCAAUAAAGAAAAUCUAUUUAAGUUUGCUUUAAAAAUAUAUUUUCAUUAAUGACAAUCAAUAAUCUACGUGUUAUAAGUUAUGAUAUUAAUAAAAUGUCAGACACUUCGACGAACAAAAAUUUAAUAUUUGAAAUUAAUAAAUAUUUCAUAUGGCACCAAUCUAUUUUUGUAGAAUUUAAUGAAACUGACUUCAACAUCUCCUUAUUUUUGAAACUUAAAAACAGCAAUGAAAG
Clunio marinus is the source of this 1842-nucleotide messenger RNA. NCBI's taxonomy places the organism in Eukaryota, Metazoa, Arthropoda, Insecta, Diptera, Chironomidae. The record is from the annotation of a GenBank genome assembly.